Messenger RNA from Bombina bombina (fire-bellied toad), 1168 nucleotides. It is a transcript of the gene TRAPPC5, whose product is annotated as trafficking protein particle complex subunit 5. The transcript is spliced from 2 exons. Gene Ontology annotation, cellular component: TRAPPI protein complex; TRAPPIII protein complex; TRAPPII protein complex. The coding region runs from base 140 to 706 and encodes 188 amino acids. The record is from RefSeq and is a predicted model, not a curated record. Gene Ontology annotation, biological process: endoplasmic reticulum to Golgi vesicle-mediated transport. Lineage: Eukaryota; Metazoa; Chordata; Amphibia; Anura; Bombinatoridae.
CGUCACGUGACACACCGUGAGGGAGGAGAACGGUUCCGGAAACUGUAGGUGCUGUCACCGGGUUACAGGUCUCACGGUGAGUAGCGGUAACGGCUCAGUACGUGUAGAUUUCUGCAGACUCGUUACCGGGGUGGAGAUAAUGGAUUCCCGCUUCAGCCGUGGAAAGUCUUCUAUUUUGGAGAGAUCACUGGCCAGGCCUAAGACUGAGGUUAGCCUCAGUGCAUUUUCUCUCCUUUUUUCAGAAAUAGUACAGUACUGCCAAAAUCGUGUGUAUUCCGUAUCUGAACUGCAGGCUAAAUUAUCUGAGCUUGGCCAGCAGGUUGGCUGUCGUAUCCUUGACCCAUUGGUGAUGCGGGAGAAAAAUGGCAAACGUGAAACCAAAGUGAUUAGUGCACUUCUUUUCAUAAAGGUUUCAGCUUGGAAAGCUCUUUUUGGUAAGGAAGCAGAUAAAUUGGAACAGGCUAACGAUGACGACAAGACCUACUACAUCAUUGAAAAAGACCCUCUCAUAAACACCUACAUAUCUGUACCAAAAGAAAAUAGCACACUUAACUGUGCGUCAUUUACAGCUGGCAUUGUAGAGUCCUUACUGACUUGCAGUGGGUUUCCUGCCAAAGUUACUGCACACUGGCACAAGGGAACAACCCUCAUGAUCAAAUUUGAUGAGUCUGUCAUUGCUAGAGACAAAGCACUAGAUGGUCGUUAAGUAUUGGCUUAACAAAGGAACAAGUAUGUAUAAUUUGUCCCGCCUCCGCCCCACCAGAAUGUUUACUAAAUCAUUUGUUGGAUAAGUUCUUUAUGGCUUGGAACUUUAGAGUUGAUGUUUUUACUGUCUGUGUCAAAAAUAUGCACUUGAUAUUUAGACAAAGCCAACUUCUGCACAGAGUGGAAAGUGGAACCAAUUUCACUAAAUGAAUGAAGAAACCAAGAAUAAAUGUAGACAAAGAAACAAAAAGCCUUGGAUACAUUGACUGAGUCAAGAAACAAAAAAUAUGAAAGUGAAAAAUACUGAGAUGUCAGCUAAAAAGUGAAAUAUCUAAAAUUAUAUGGAAAGUUAACACUUGUUUUGGGAGAAUUCUAUCGUUAGGGUUUGUAAAAAUUAUCUCUAGCUUCUAAAUACCAUAAUGUAUUUAUUUUUAACUCUUCAAUAAAUACCUGACAACUUUAA